AUGCCAAAGUCCCCAGUCCAAUCCUCAAAACACCACCACGAUCCAGCUGCCCGCAUGUCCGAUGUCGCUCUCCGCAAGAAGAAAAACGCAGACGCCCAGGCCGCUUUUCGCGCCCGCCGCGCCAACUACAUCGCCACCCUCGAGGAGACAGCUCACAUCGCGCCAGUCACCAGCUUAGAGUCCGUCGUUCUCCAGCUCCAGGAAUCAUGCCGUGAGUCCCGCGGCGAGGCCCUCGAGUUACGGCAGGAGAACGCCCGUCUCCGCCACGAAUACCGCGAACGUGAAAAGUUCUGGCGCGCCCUCUACUAUGCAAAGAAGAACGGCCAUCCAUCCGAGCCAGAUGAUCUACCGCCACCCCCACUGUCAUCUCCAUUUUUGUCCCACUCCCAAGUCGCCCCUCUUCCUCCUCAACCCCCGCACGCACCGCUAUUACACCAACAUCCGUACCAGAACGGUUUGGGUUAUCGAGGAGACGAGUCUAUUCCACCCCACGGACCCUACAGUGCCGCUGCGCCUGGAGGUGCCAACUUCCCAAACCAAUCGCCCUCUGUACCUUUCGCGAACCACGAAGCAGGCGACGGAUCAUCUGGAUCUUCUCUCAACCAUCGUACGGCGAAGUAUUCAGCGUAUCCCUAUCCAGUUCAAGACUCUCCGAGGGAUACACGAUGGCCUGUACCACCAGCGUUGCAAACCGGCCUCAGUGGAAGCGAGGUCACCCCCCACGCUUCAUCGCCCACAUACAUCGAAUCGCCAUCAUUGACAUCGACUGAAAUGACCCCAUAUCCUGGACGAUUCCCACAUGAUGAACAAAAGGUCGCGCUAAACUCGGUGCUGGAGAGUGCACCGUACGUUUUUCCCAACGGCGAUCGGUUCCAGCAGAAUAUCGGGGAGAGUAUGCCCAACAGCCGCUCACUGUCGCCAACUACAUCUACUCCCAGCUCAUCCACAUCUCUACCACUGACGUCAUCCUUUCCUUUUCCUUUUCACGACCAGCCUGCAGGACAGGACCGCUCGGACUUUGAUUACCGACGUCAUUCUCUUCCCCACUGUCCAGAGGUCACUCUCCACGGCGGCACAGCUGACAUCUCUCUCACGAGCCAAUCUGCCGACGGAGCACGCUAUCGAGUUGGCCGUCGAACAGACUCUGGCGCCGACCACCACAACCUCCUCCCAGUUAGCGAAAGUGGAUCACAGCACGACCAGGGCAGCAACGACGGAGAUCUAGCAGAGAGCAGCCAGCGCCUUCGCCCGCGUCGUAACACGGGCCCUUCUCAUUCUCGGUCGCCAUCUCCUAAUCCCACACCCAUGUCCUGCACUGUCGCUGUUAUAAAAGCCCAAGCGUUUGGAGCUCUUCGAAGAACCCGGGCCAGAACGAAGAAAACCUCUGACGGUGCUGCCAGAGUUGCUAUGAAUGUAUUGGAGGCAAGGGGUAUCGACAUUGGCCCCUCGACUGGCUCCAAACGACCACGUCUCGAAGACGAAGACCUUGACGAAGAUACGCCGUAA
Cyclocybe aegerita is the source of this 1506-nucleotide messenger RNA. Lineage: Eukaryota; Fungi; Basidiomycota; Agaricomycetes; Agaricales; Hemipholiotaceae. The record is from the annotation of a GenBank genome assembly.